This is a messenger RNA of Ictalurus punctatus (channel catfish), 7479 nucleotides long. It is a transcript of the gene tgfbr1b, whose product is annotated as transforming growth factor, beta receptor 1 b. The record is from RefSeq and is a predicted model, not a curated record. NCBI's taxonomy places the organism in Eukaryota, Metazoa, Chordata, Actinopteri, Siluriformes, Ictaluridae. Gene Ontology annotation, biological process: protein phosphorylation; heart development; nervous system development. Gene Ontology annotation, molecular function: activin receptor activity, type I; ATP binding; transforming growth factor beta receptor activity, type I. The coding region runs from base 162 to 1652 and encodes 496 amino acids. Gene Ontology annotation, cellular component: plasma membrane; activin receptor complex. The transcript is spliced from 9 exons.
CCUCUAUAACACUGAGCUGGAGAAGUUCAGUGUGUAUGUGUGUGUGUGUGUGUGUAUAUAUAUAUGUAUGUGUGUGAGAGAGUGUGUAUGUGUGUGAAGGGGGGAGACAGAGACAGAGAGAGACAUCCAGCAGCCAGUGUAGAGUAAAGUGUGAUUCGAGGAUGGAUGCAAUACAGUGUUGUCUCGCUUUCCUCCUUCUGUUCUUUAACGCUUGGAUUCACCAGUCUGAAGCCUUACAAUGCUACUGUCAUCGCUGCCCGAACUCGACGUGCACCACAGACGGCCUGUGCUACUUCGCCAUCACCAAGUCGGCCAGUGGGACUAAGAAGGAUAGCUGGUGUAUCAAUGACAGUGAGCUGAUCCCACGUGACCGGCCCUUCAUUUGCGCACCGUCCGCCAGGGACAACACCGGCGUCUACCCCAUGUGCUGCAACAUGGACUGGUGCAACAAGAACCCCAACCUCAGCAUCCUUCCAGUGCCGGUAGAGAAGCCUCCCUCACUGGGUCCUGUGGCUCUCGCGGCUGUGAUCGCUGGGCCCGUGUGCCUGCUCUGCUUCGUGCUGGUCACUGUGUUCUACGUGUGCCACAGCCGCUCGGUCAUCCACCACCGCGUGCCUAACGAGGAAGACCCAUCCAUGGACCACCCGUUCAUCACCGUGGGCACCACGCUCAAAGACCUCAUCUACGACAUGACUACAUCCGGAUCGGGUUCUGGUCUCCCAUUGCUGGUGCAGAGGACCAUCGCCAGGACCAUCAUCCUGCAGGAGAGCAUCGGGAAAGGCCGCUUUGGGGAGGUGUGGAGAGGAAAGUGGAGAGGGGAGGAAGUGGCGGUGAAGAUCUUCUCCUCUCGCGAGGAGCGCUCCUGGUUCCGCGAGGCUGAGAUCUAUCAGACGGUCAUGCUGCGUCACGAAAACAUCCUGGGCUUCAUCGCUGCUGAUAAUAAAGAUAAUGGAACAUGGACCCAGCUGUGGUUGGUGUCGGAUUACCACGAGCACGGCUCCCUGUUUGACUACUUGAACAGAUACACAGUGACCGUGGAAGGCAUGAUCAAGCUGUCCCUGUCUACCGCUAGCGGCCUGGCUCAUCUGCACAUGGAGAUCGUAGGAACACAAGGCAAACCAGCUAUCGCUCACAGAGAUCUGAAAUCCAAGAACAUCUUGGUGAAGAAGAACGGCACUUGCUGCAUCGCAGACCUCGGUUUGGCCGUGCGCCAUGACUCGGCCACAGACACCAUCGAUAUCGCCCCCAACCAUCGAGUGGGCACCAAAAGGUACAUGGCCCCUGAGGUCCUUGACGAUUCAAUAAAUAUGAAACAUUUUGAGUCGUUCAAGCGAGCAGAUAUCUACGCCAUGGGCUUAGUCUUCUGGGAAAUUGCAAGCAGAUGUUCGAUUGGAGGCAUUCAUGAAGACUACCAGUUGCCGUAUUACGAUCUGGUGCAGUCAGAUCCGUCAGUGGAGGAAAUGAGGAAGGUGGUGUGUGAGCAGAAAUUACGGCCCAACAUUCCCAACAGAUGGCAGAGCUGCGAGGCUCUGAGGGUGAUGGCGAAGAUCAUGCGAGAAUGCUGGUACGCCAACGGAGCUGCUCGCCUCACCGCCCUGCGCAUCAAGAAGACGCUCUCUCAGCUCAGCCAGCAGGAGGGGAUUAAAAUGUAGGCCUGUGCUCCGGGAGAGUUACACACCUUGGCAUAUUAUUAUUAUUUUUGUUUCUUUGAUUGUUUGUUGUUGUUUUUGUUUGUUUUUUCAAAUAUCUGUUCAUUAUAACGGUCACGCUCAUUCUUCUGAUUAUCCAUGAUUAUCGCAUUAUGACUUUUCGCGUCCUCCGUGCGUGAGAGAGAGAGAACAAGAGGGAGGACAUGAGCACUAAGCAUGAAGGCUUGUUUGGAUUUUUUUCUUUAGCUUUGAAUGAGUGACUUUAGCCAGUGAAGAUCAUUUAAUGGUCAGGUACUUUAUUUUUUUUCCUGUUAGCCUGGGAGAAAUGAGAUUUGCUGGAGACAUAUCUCUCUAGGGAAUUUGCACCUUGUGUUUUCUCUUUCCUCAACACUUUUUUUUUUUUUUUUUUAACUUAUUUUUUGUUUUUUUCCAACAAACUGGACAUGACCUCAUUCAGUCUUGGCAAACAUGCUGCAACAUAUGCAAUAUAGAGAAAUCCUAUCCUAUAUUUUAUAUCUUAAUGUGUUCUGUUACUACGGCAACAGUUACAACAGCUUCAACAGCUACAAUGGCAUCCGUGCCCUCCAAGCCAGGUGUUACCGGAAAGUGCCACUGCUUUAAACCAACGUUCCCUCAUGCCGUGGCUCGGCCCCUUUACCUUUCGCUGUCCGUCUAAAACGAAAGAAAGAACGCAAGAACGAGCAUCGCAGGCUCUCGGUCGAGUCCAUCGUUAUUAUGCACACGCAGCGAACGUUAGCAAGGGGCCACCACACACAACUUGCUGGUGCCAUUUCUUCAGUUUUACAUCAUCUUGAUCCGUUUCGUCAUCAUCUUCAGUGCAGCACAGAGGGACGUUUCAGCUCAGACUUCAGUUCAUCUCCAGUUAUGCUGAUCACGGGUCCGUGUUGCUGAACUCCAGACAUGGGUUAGCUGGCGGGUCUUCGCUCCUCCUUGACACAACGAUCUGGAAAGAGGAUACUCCGAGACCUAAUGCGGGCCACAUCGGCCUCUUUUUUUCCCCCCACCCAAUGCACUCUGUUUUGUUCCUAACUGACACACGGAUCGGGAUAAACUGAGCUACUCUCACAGACUGGCGCUUAAUACAGAAGACUGGACGAAAAUAAAAUAAAAAAGAAGAAGAAGAAAAAAUAAAAAAGAACUUAUGAGCAGUAUGACUAAAUAAAAACUCAUUGCAGUGUUUGAAGUUGAACACAUCAGCAUUACGCAAGUUGCCGUGUAAAAAAAUUUGUCUUUCCUAUGGUACUCUUGGUUUUCAGUGUUGCAAAGAUGAUGGGGUAUAUUCAUUUAUCUAUAUAGCAAAUAGAUCUUUACUAAGCCAUAGACUUUCCAACAUUUUAUGGCGACUUUUUUUUGUGUGUGUCUCUUUCUGUGUGUGUGUGUGUGUAGAAUGUAACUUGUAAGAAAAAUCCUGUUGACUGCUUCAGAUCUCCAUUGAGCAAGCCUUAAGGGACCAAUAACAUUGGAUGUUCCUGUUUUUUAUUCAAACAAAGCAAAAAAAGAAAGAAAGUGAUGUUUCAAAUAACUGUCCUUAAACAGUAGGGUUAAUAUUCUGUAUAAUGGAAGGAUUAAAUGUAGCAGCAAAUCUAGUUUUGAUUGUUAUAUCUGUAGAAGGACGUCCUUUUUGCCACACAAAUAAGCUUUCCAGUCAGAAAGGCAAACGACCAGCAGUGGGUUGUUGUGAACUACACUGAAAUGAAUUAUUUUCCUAUAAUAGCACGUCCUGAUGGGUUUCAUUCCUCCUUCAUCCAUAGCAAUUUGCCACGAUUGGAAUUUUUUAUUGUAAUCUUUUUAUCUGUUUAUUGAUACAUUUUGUUGGUUUGUGUUAAUCAUACAUAAUAGUAAUCAUCAUAAAUAAACACAGAAAACUUCAACACGUCUGUUUAAAAAAAAAAAUCUAUUUAUGUGGCGGCUCCACCAUACAAGUAACCAUAUAGAAACGAUAACAUAUUGGGACAAUUAUGUUAAGUUUGUAGCCAGGAUUGCUAUCUGAGUCGCUGUUAUAGAAAAUAACUCAACGCCCUCUGAGCAGAAUUGUACGGAAGCCCUAAGAUACCACGCGUUAUUAUUAUUAUUUUCUUUCUCGUUUUCUCGUGAGCAUGACAUAACAAAAAGGCUGUUCUUGCACCAUGGAAUUUCCUCGUGAGAUAUCUCAAACCUUGUGAAUGGGACUGGUGUCGCAUGAACUUUGGCGUCCUUCUCAAGUAUUGGACACCAAUGUGGAAGUUGUCCAUCACUGACAUACAUGGAGCUGUUUCAGCUUGAGUCCCUGAUCACAGUAAAAACUCAUUUGUUCAUCCAUUAUAAUUAGUUGUGGGAUUGCGCUAAGCUUUUGCAGCCUCUAGAACAAUAAAAACAUGUUGUUAGGUCAAGAUCACGAGAAAAGGAUUUCAUAAUCAUAAGAAAGAAAAGGACAUGAUGCUUGGCCUCUUAAUGCUUCUGUGGUAUAAUCCAAAUUAUAAAAUGUAUUGUUUGGAUGCCUGAGGAAUGUCGGCCUUCUCUAAAGCAUCCAUUUUCUAAGAAAUCAUUACAGUGCUGGUUGAAGCAUUAUGGUACUUAGCAUGCUCAUCAUGUUUUGUCUGUUCUAUUUGUCUGGUGGGUUGCUGUUUUGUUUUUUUUUUUGUUUUUUUGCACUUUAGAGUGAACACCCAGUGGCCGAGAUGACCUCUGAAUAGCAUGGCAUGUUUACAGUGCAUUCAUGUACUGUGAUUGUACUGACUAUAUACAAACUUUUAUAGCCUUCAGUCAAAACAUGGGUGAUGGGGGAUAGAAAUACCCCUUUAUUAGACACAACAUCCUGUGCAUGUUUAUUAGUGUGGCAAACGGAUGUUUAUUUGUGUCGCUUCUUUUCACUGGUCAAAAAUUUGGAUUGAUUGUGUCUUAAGGCAACUUUGCUGCAUUUUCGGCCUCUGUACAGGAGCAAAAAAUAGGAUUUCAGUUCUCACAGUGAUUGGUCGUAUAGUUAGCAAAAUUUCAACCAAAUAACUUUUUCAGAUUGAGGCCUCUUCCUGGAAUCUUUUUGAUUCUACAUUGGUUGUAAAAAAAAAAAAGAAAGAAAAAAAAAAGGGGUCAUUAAAAUUCGAAAAAUUCUUUUGCCAGUUAGUAUGUGCAAAAAAAAAUGUAUAUGCAUAUACAUAUAUAUAUAUAUAUAUAUAUAUAUAUAUAUAUAUAUAUAUAUAGAUAUAGAUAUAGAUAUACACACACACAUAUAUGCAUAUAUGUAUGUGUGUGUGUGUAUAUAUAUAUAUAUAUUUGACAUUCUUCUCUCUUCAGGUUUUGCUCAAUUUGUUUUUUUGCACAUGUGGAGUGUUUUCACACUAGAUACAUAUGAAAUAUCAAUUCACUCGUUAUGGAUGAAGGUAUGAGACCAUAUUCAGGGUUGUUGUUUUCUUUUCUUCUUGCAUUUUUAGUUAGAGGACACAGACGUCCUUUUUCUGCUCCAGUACAGAGAUCUAACACUUUUGCCCCCCCCCCAAAAAAAAAAAAUCCCGUUAUAUGCUGAGAAACGUCCUGAGUGGAGUAAAUAUAUGAUGAAGGAAGUGUUUAUAAAUAUGUACAUUGUAAAUAAGUAUCUAAGUGUAUGUAACUUGUCUGUUAGCUUGGUGGCCCUGUGGCACGUACAAUUGGUCACGAAAAAUUGGACAGCUGAAUAAGUUAAAGCGAACCCAUUAUGGUCAAGGAUCGAGCACAUCCCCUCCAGAAGGUAUUAUAGAGUCUAAAAGGGAAGAAAAUUAGAUUUUGGUCAUUUAUUAUUGCUAAGGUCCAUCGAAGGCGAGCGUAAUCAUACUUUCUGGGAAAUUUAUUUCAUCGUGCCACUGCAGACGUUACUGGGCCGACGUGCAUUUUCUUUCGUCCGACACAUUUCUGUCUUAAAUCACCAGCAGCCUUUUUUUCUUUACGGAUUCAGCAGUGACCUAUUUAGACGCGAAAACAUGCAUAUCCAGGUAUUUCUUCACAGUGACAUGCAGGUAUCCUCCUGGCCUUGACAGGUCAAACCACACCAGCUAUGACUUUUUACAGGAAAUCCAUACCGCUGCACCUCUGGUUCCAUGCGUGCGGGUGAGAGCGAGAGGACUCUCUCUAUAACACUCACCCCCUCACUGUGUACCAUCUUGUAGCUGGGGGAUAUUUUCAUACAUUUAACGUCGUAUUACGUACAGUAGGAAAGCGUGGGCUGUUGGGACAGGCUCCUCGACCUCUCUCCCGCUCUUUUGCUCUCGAUGUCACUUACUUCUGUGCCUCCAAACCCAUCUGCACCCUCGAACACAUGCGAGGAUACACUCAUCCCGGGGGAUUUUAAGCGGCAGUGUUUUCAUUAGGGGUCCUGUUAUGUGGCCCAGACUCCUGCACGACCGUCUGCUGAUAAAUUGCUGCGCGUUUGCUUUUUAUGGUGCAUUUUUUUGGUGCAAGUUUUAUUAUGCAGCUUUUUCAUACAACCAUGCACAGAUAUUUGCACAAAAGACUAACUCAGUUUAAUUCAUGCCUUUUUUUUUUUUCUUUUAAAGUGGAGUAAUUCUGGAAAGGUAAAUGUCUCUUCUGAAUACAGCAGACGUGAACGUAAACUUUAAACUCGACAUUCCCACCAAUUUGUGUGCCACCAAUUAGAGCACGACUCGCUGAGCAAGAAAGGUCACUCAUAUGCCGAAGAGGGCGUACAGACGGGUUAGUGAGUUAUGCAAAUGUGUACGGCGACACAGUCCUCAGGCUUUCUACUGGCAAUUGCCAAGUUAUUUAUUACAGUUUGAUUCUUUAUCUAUGCCAACAUCCGGACACUGUGAGAAAGAUCCUGGAGGGACGGUGGCCCGGUAUCACCAAAAAUCAUGUGAGCAGGUAAUGAAACAGUGGAGCUGAUUUGAUUUAAAGGAAAUGGAUCGGCAUAGAGAAAGCAGGAGUCUGGGUCAUUAAAGGACUGCGGAGCCAGCCAAGGUGCUUUUUCAUUCUGUGUGUGUGUGGGUGUGUGUGUGUGAGUGUGCGUGUGCGCGUGUGUGUGGUUGUUCGUACAUUAUGGAAAGGCAGAAGAAAGCUUUAUCAAGUUUUAUUUGGUGCCUAAGUUUGACUAUAUUGUGUUUUGUAUUCCAUGUAGAAUGAUGCACUGCAUGUGACUGAUUUCUUAUGUUUGCAUCAUUUUGGUUUUUAAGGAAAUUCUUAAAAGAAGAAGAAAAAAAAAAGGUUUAAAGGCUUAAUUAGUUUUAAAACAAAAAAAGGUCAGAAAGUAAUCCAGAGGGAAAAAAAAUACCUCCUUCAAAGACCAAUGUAUUUUUACCUCAGUGUAUAUAUAGUUGUUUACUUCAAGUUUGCAAAUUUGUUUCUAUGAAAUGCUAAAUUGAAGAAUUCACAUUUUGUCAGUGGUACUUUUACGUGGCAUUGUGUUGUUCUUAAUUGUGUCUAAAUUAACUGUUCCUUUUUUUCUUUUUUUUUCUUUUUUUUUUUUUACACCAUCAUCUGUGUUUUAUUUCUCGUUCUGUUCUGUUCUUUAGUUCUUAAGUGCUUUAUCAGACCAUGUAUUUUAAUGCCUCUUUCUCAAUUGUGUCGAAAAUGCAUUAUGGGCCUUUUUGUAAAAAAAAAAAAAAAAGAAAAGAAAAAAAAGUCUGAGCUGGUCAGUAGAGAUUGGUGGCAGAGAGAGCUCUCAUAAAGGCUUUGUGGCCCACUUGAUUUUUAAAGCAUUAUUUAUAGACUUUUUUAUAGCGUGUACAGAAGUACAAACGAACAACAUAGGAACGUAGGGGAGUGACGCUGAUGUGCCAUUCUAACAUAGUGGACUAGUAGUGGGUGUGAAUAAAAAAAAUAAAUAAAAUUCAAAUUUCAUAAUGUU